Molecule: messenger RNA, 1272 nt
Organism: Penicillium taxi
Lineage: Eukaryota; Fungi; Ascomycota; Eurotiomycetes; Eurotiales; Aspergillaceae
Gene: adB
Product: adenylosuccinate synthase ADE12
Exons: 4
Coding region: 1-1272 (423 amino acids)
Biological process (GO): IMP metabolic process; 'de novo' AMP biosynthetic process
Cellular component (GO): cytoplasm
Molecular function (GO): GTP binding; adenylosuccinate synthase activity
Source: RefSeq, a predicted model, not a curated record
AUGGUUUCCAUCGUUUUGGGCUCUCAAUGGGGAGAUGAAGGAAAGGGGAAGAUCACAGAUGUGCUUUCGCAACAGGCAUCAUUGUGUUGCCGUGCCGCUGGUGGACACAAUGCCGGUCACACUAUCGUUCACGACAAUGUGACCUAUGACUUCCACAUUCUGCCCUCUGGUCUAGUCAGCCCUUCAUGUAUUAACCUCAUCGGCGCCGGCACCGUUUUCCACGUCCCAAGUUUCUUCAAGGAACUCGCCCAGAUCGAAAACAAGGGUCUCACCUCCGCCAGCAAGCGGAUCUUCGUCUCUGACCGCGCACACGUCUGUUUCGACCUCCACUCCGUCGUCGACGGACUCGAGGAGGCCGGUCUCGGUGGCCGCAAGGUCGGCACCACCGGUAAGGGUAUCGGUCCCUGCUACAGCGACAAGGCCGCCCGCCGCGGUGUGCGUGUCGGUGAGAUUCUAGAUGAGGAGACAUUCGAGCGCAAGCUCCGUGUUCUGGACACAUCGUACCGCGCGCGCUUCGGCGAGCUCGCGUAUGAUGUCGAGGAAGAAAUCGCUCGGUUCAAAGAAUACCGCACCAAGCUGGCUCCCUACAUCGUCGAUCAGCUCGAGUUCCUGCAAGAACACAAAAACUCGCCCAACAUCCUCGUAGAAGGCGCCAACGCCCUCAUGCUGGAUCUCGACCACGGCACCUACCCCUUCGUGACCUCAUCCUCGACCGGCCUCGGCGGAGCCGUCCAAGCACUAGCUCUGAACCCAUCAAGCAUCAAGUCGGUAAUCGGCGUGAUCAAAGCGUACACAACGCGCGUAGGCUCAGGCCCGUUCCCCUCCGAGCAGUUGAACGCCGAAGGCGACAAGCUGCAAAGCGUUGGCCGUGAAUUCGGCGUGACAACUGGCCGUCGUCGUCGUUGCGGUUGGCUCGAUCUCGUACUUGCGCGCUACUCGCACUCUAUCAACCACUACACUGCGCUGAACCUGACCAAGUUGGAUGUCCUCGAUGACUUUGAUGAGAUCAAGGUUGGCGUUGCGUACAUCUUGCCUAAUGGCAAGCGUACGACUUGCACGUUCCCGGCUGAUUCAAAGGUCGUCGAGAAGAUUCAGGUUGAGUAUGUUACCCUUCCUGGAUGGAAAUCUAACACAAUGGGUGUGACUAAGUACGAGGAGCUGCCGCCUAAUGCUCGUGCUUAUAUCGAGUUCAUCGAGAAGGAGAUUGGCGGUGUUCCCAUCAAGUGGAUCGGUACUGGUCCUGCUCGGGAACACAUGAUUGCUCGCAAAUAG